Pocillopora verrucosa is the source of this 1340-nucleotide messenger RNA. The record is from RefSeq and is a predicted model, not a curated record. NCBI's taxonomy places the organism in Eukaryota, Metazoa, Cnidaria, Anthozoa, Scleractinia, Pocilloporidae.
AUGAGUUAUCAAACCUUGUGUCUAUAUUAUCUGCCUUGGACUUCAGCUUCAGCUGAUAAUUCAGACCUUGGCACUGCUAGAAAUAGGCUGUCAAAUGACUGCAAUGACAGUUUUGUUAAACUGUUAGCAUCAUUAUCAAUGCAGGUUUGCAAACUGAAUCCUCCAUUUUGCCAAGAUUUCCAUGAAGUUCCACAAUCCAUGCAAAUGUCCCUAAACUUGUCAGUGAUCAAGAAGAGAGAAGAGACUUUGCAGAAAGAGAAGGAUUUUCUGAGUGCACAGCUUUCUGAAAGAGAUACAAGCCAUGCUCAGGAGCUCUUUAAACUUCAGUCUAAGAUCUCUGCCCUUGAGAAAGACCUGGUACUUCAACAAGUAAACUUGGUCAAUGUCGAACAGGAGAUCAGGGAGAGAUGGAAGAAAUCUCUACAAGACUUGCGCAUGGAAAUGUCUAACAAAACAACUGAUCUUGAAAGAGACAAGAUCUUCUACCAGGAAAGGUUAGCAGCUGCAGAGGAAGAUGUGAAGAACCAGAAAAAGGCACACUCUCAUAAAGUAAGCAUUUUAAACAACAUGAAUGAUAUUCUGCGGAAAAGACUUGCUGAUAAGUUUGAGAGGCUCUCCAAGGUUGUGGUGGCUAAAGGCCUUGAGUUCAGCUUGCAUGGAUGACCCUCUGACAUUGUGAAGAUAUUGCUUGCAGUAAGCUUGUCAUCAUCCUUCAGGAAUGUUGUUCUGUAGUCUUGCACAGAGAUGUUAUAUUGGGCCAGCUUCUGCUGAAGGUCAUCACUGGGCAGCAUUUUAUAAAAAAUUUUCAGUUUGUUGAUGACUUUAAAUAUGCCAAGACCAGCAGCUGCCAGAUCUUGCAUGGACAUUUGGACCUGAUUGAUUACACAUGGGACCAGGGAGAGUAGGAUUUCAGGGGAAGGUGGAGGUUUCGUUCGAUUCUCGUAUUUCAUGUACGUGACAUGUUGUCGUUUCGCCUUAUUUUAGACAUUUAUGCCUUGUUUUAGAUGGUUUUAGAUAGCUUGCGAGUGGCUGUAGAUGUUUUUGAGGUGGUUGUAGGUGGUUGUUGAAAUUUUUGAGGUGGUUGUAGGCGGUUGUAGGUGGUUUUAAGUGGUUUUAGGUCGUUCCAUGUUUUUUACCCCCCUUACAUUGUGAUCACUGUCUCUCGCAUUCUACAAAUCUCCCUCGAAUAGAUUCUACACGAUUGAUUACUUGCAUCAUUUGUGCAUAUAACUCGAGGAAUGUAAUUCCGCGACGCGAUCAAAGGUAACAAACAGACCUUAUGCUAAUAAUUUUCCUUCACGUAACUAAUCGUAGCAUACCCUAUCGCAAAAUGAAGUCGA